CCGCUCCCGCUCCCACCCGCGGCGGCGGCGGCGGCGCACGGAGCCGGGGCCGGGACCGGGGCCGGGACCGGGGCUGGAGCAGGGCCGGACCGGGCCGGCAGGACACCGCUGAGAUGUUUGCUGUGUGCCCAGCAAACUCCCCAUUCCGGCAGGGCCGGGGGCGCCCAGCGCUGGGCACGGCCCUCCCAGGGGCGGGACAUGGGCCGGACUCCAACUCCAACUUCGUGGGAGAGGUGUGUGACAGCAACGAGAACUGGAGCCGGCCAGCGCCGGGGUCCCCGCCGGAGGAGCGCUCCAGCCGGAGCGAAAACACCACAAAUCCGUCGGAUAAUCUGCUGUUAUUAAUGCAGAGACAGAUGGUGCAGGGCCGGCUCAGGGACAGCGCCCCGGGCCCGGGUGACACGCAGCCCGAGCAGGGGGAGCGCAGCCCCCCCGAGGGAGCCGAGGUCAGCGGGGCAGGGGGACAGAGCGCUGCCCAGGAGGGCUGUGAGAAAGCCCCGAGCUCCCCCACAGAGGAUAACGGCUAUGCCAGCAGCUCGCUCAGCAUCGACAGCCCCGACAGCACCUGCAGCGCCGCCUGGGACCCUCCUGCCUGUGCCCCCCCAGCUGAGAGCCCCCCUGAGGCUGAGCCCGAGCUGGGCACGCUGUUCCCGGCGCUGGCGGAGGCCGUGCAGCACCUGCAGGACAAGGAGCGCUUCAAGGAGCAGGAGAAGGAGAAGCACCACAUCCAGCUGGUGAUGUACCGGCGCCUGGCCCUGCUGCGCUGGAUCCACGGCCUGCAGCAGAGGCUUGUGGACCAGCAGAACCGGCUGCAGGAGAGUUUCGACACCAUCCUGGAUAACCGCAAGGAGCUCAUCCGCUGCAUGCAGCAGGGCCCAGCCUGCGUCGCUGCUGCGGCUGCCCCUGGGCCCUGAGGUACCACCAGAGCAGCCCAGCCCAGCCCUCACCCUCUGGGUGCUGUGGUGUUGGUUGGUGGCAUCUCCAUCCCGUGCCUGGGUGCCCACCCUGCCCUUCCCAUCUCUCUCCAACGCAGCCAAGAGUCCCCGAGAUGAAGAGUUCAUCUCCAUCAUCCUCUGCACUGGAAUUUGUUCUGUCCUGCAUCCAGGUCUGGGGUGGCACUGGGCUGUGGGGUUUGCUGAGCUGGAGGUGACCAGGCUCAUCUUUAAACUGAGUCUAGUCCAUUGUUGAGCCUGACUAAGCCACAGCAGUGCUGGGAUGGCCAUGCUGUGGCACUGGGCUGGGUCGACCUCAGGACCUUGGGGUUUGCUGAGCUGGAGGUGACCAGGCUCAUCUUUAAACUGAAUCUAGUUCAUUGCUGAGCCUGGCUUAGCCACAGCAGUGCUGGGAUGGCUGUGCUGGGGCCCCAGGGCAGUGAGGCUUCUAAACCUCCCCAGGAAUUGAGGCUUCCAAACCUCCCUGGGAAAGCACUUCCAGUGCUGCAUCCCCACAUCCCACCUGCAUCCCUGCAGCCACAGCCCAGCCCCUGGUAAGCAUUGCUUGUUGGUGAGAGUGAGGUGUCCUGGGCUGUAAAAGAGAAAAAAAAUAAUAAUUCUGAAAAGUGACCUCGGAAUGCUGGAAAGUAAAUUUAAGUCAAAUGAUCCAACACAAUGUUUGUUUUUAAUGUCAGUAUUAGUGAAAAGUUAAUUUAGGUCUAUGUGUGCGUGCGUGUCUGUCUGCUGUGGGCAGUGCUCUCACUCAGUGCAUGAUCCCAAAGCUGCUCAUGAACUUGUGGUGUUGGUGUUUAUAUCAAUUUAUCAUUUGGGAGCAAAAAGAAUUUUGUUUUUUUUUUUUUGAAUCUGCAUUUUAUCCAGUGAGAGCUGUACACAGAACCCAAAGAACAAUUGUCUUACCUAGAGAUGGAAAAGGAGCUGCUGUGUGUGUUUGUUGUGCUUUGCUGUGCAUCCAUAGGACACACAUUCCACUUGGGUGCUGCUGAGGAGGAGCAGCAGAGAGGGCUCAGCCAGAGGGGUCUGCACUCCCCCUCCUGCCCUGGCUGCCAUCAAAGCUGGGCACUGGUACCAUUUCUCAUCUGCAAAGGAGGGUGAUGAGGAUUCCAGAGAUUCCUCCCAGCCAAACUGCUGCCUGCCAUCGGAGCCCAGGAGCCCAGGGAGCAGCAGAGCCUGGCAGCCUGGUCAGAUCCUGGCACCCACCACCCACCAGCUGCUCCUGGACUGUGACAAACCACCGUGGGCAAGCCCAGCAGUGCCCUAUGGGCAGCACCAGCCUCCUCCUGCCCCACAUGGGGCACGGGCUCUGCUCCCCUUUGGGCUGCUGCCAGUGGGUGAAGUCAGGAGAUCCACAAAAAUCCUCUCCCAAAAAGGACAUUUUGGUGGCAAGGGGUGCACUCAGCUCAAAGCAAACCUGUGCCAGCACUGGAGGAUUCUGGCAGCUUCCUGCAAGGCGCCUGCUGCCCUCACCUCCCUUCUGCUCGCUCGUGUCCAGCUCCUGCUGCCUCUGUUGUAUCCCAGACCUGUGAUUGUGGGCAUGUUAUAUAUAAAUAAAAAAAUAAAAGCCUUGGAGCUGAA
Zonotrichia leucophrys gambelii is the source of this 2525-nucleotide messenger RNA. RefSeq names its product chromosome 23 C1orf216 homolog (gene C23H1orf216). Bases 114 to 914 code for a protein of 266 amino acids. The record is from RefSeq and is a predicted model, not a curated record. The transcript is spliced from 2 exons. Lineage: Eukaryota; Metazoa; Chordata; Aves; Passeriformes; Passerellidae.